CGAACGGCGGAUUGUCCUGGUGGGCAAAACUGGCAAUGGGAAAAGCACGGUGGCCAACACCAUCCUGGGAAGCCCGGUCUUUGAAUCCAAGAUGUCGUUCGGCUCUGUCACCCAGACUUGCCAACGGGAGGAGGCUGUGCUGAACAGCCGGAAAGUGAUGGUGGUGGACAUGCCGGGCUUCCUCGACACGGCUCGUCUCAAGUGGGAAACCUCAGCCGAAGUGAGCAAGUGCAUCAAGCUUUGCAUGCCAGGCCCCCACGUCAUCCUGCAGAUGUUCCGCCCUGCCCGCUUCACCCAGGAGGAGAAGGACGUGGCACGCUUGAUCAAGGAGAUCUUCAGCUUGAAGGCCAAGGAUUACAUGAUCAUCCUCUUCACCCGCAUGGAGGACCUGGAGGGCAAAACCCUGGAGAAAUUCAUCACCGAAGGCAACGCGGGCCUGAAGGAGCAGGUGGACCAGUGCGGCAACCACUUCCUGGCCUUUAACAACAAGGCUGAAGGUGCGGAGCACGAAGCUCAGGUGGGCCAGCUGAUGGCCAUGAUUGAUGCGCUGGUGUAGAAGAACCAU
Molecule: messenger RNA, 565 nt
Organism: Notechis scutatus (mainland tiger snake)
Lineage: Eukaryota; Metazoa; Chordata; Lepidosauria; Squamata; Elapidae
Source: RefSeq, a predicted model, not a curated record